Molecule: messenger RNA, 614 nt
Organism: Pseudophryne corroboree (corroboree frog)
Lineage: Eukaryota; Metazoa; Chordata; Amphibia; Anura; Myobatrachidae
Product: very-long-chain 3-oxoacyl-CoA reductase-B-like
Exons: 5
Coding region: 128-598 (156 amino acids)
Cellular component (GO): endoplasmic reticulum
Molecular function (GO): oxidoreductase activity
Source: RefSeq, a predicted model, not a curated record
GGAGUGUCAGUGGAUCUUGAGGGAGGGUUAGUGCUUCCCAUGUUUGGUGUUUAGAUGCUGGUGAGUGUCUGUCACUGCAGUCAUUCUACAAGGGCAGCACCUGGUAAGACACAGAGGCUUCUAUCACAUGGCGGACUGUCUGCUGUCUCAGGGGGUCCAUGUCUUGGGGGUGCUGGCUCUGUCCUACCUGGUUCUCAAACAGUCAUGGAGGCUGCUGAAGGGAUUCGGAACCCAUAUUCUCUCCCGGUGGUGGAGGACUGACCUUAGGAAGUAUGGAGCCUGGGCAGUGGUAACAGGGGCAUCAGAUGGAAUAGGAAAAGCCUACGCAGAGGAGUUGGCCAGGAGGGGACUCAAUGUCGUCCUCAUCAGUCGGACUCUGAAGAAGCUGCAGAGCGUUGCGGAAGGUAUAGAGCUCCAGACAGGACGCAAAACCAAGAUAAUCCAGGUGGAUUUCACAGGAGGACCUGAAAUCUACCCCAAAAUUGAAGAAGGUUUAAAGGACAUGGACAUUGGAAUCCUUGUAAAUAAUGUUGGAAUAUUAUAUAGUGAAUUGGAAUGUAAGAUUCUCGAUGUGCCCGAUGUAGACCAGGUACAGUAAGUGUGAUAAAUACUGG